Molecule: messenger RNA, 1926 nt
Organism: Metarhizium brunneum ARSEF 3297
Lineage: Eukaryota; Fungi; Ascomycota; Sordariomycetes; Hypocreales; Clavicipitaceae
Source: RefSeq, a predicted model, not a curated record
AUGCGCUUACAUCCGACCGACGACUUGGACGGCUCGUCCGAUCGCCGUCCUACGCUUAGCGCCCGUCUGCGUCUCUCGAAAUCUCACAGGCGGUUGGUUAUCAUUCUCGUUAUCCUCUUUCUUUUACUGCCAAAAUAUGUGUUCAAUAUUGCCAGAGUCACCAAAGUCAAAGAGCACCCGGCAUCCAACCCGGGAUUAUCGCCAGAGGCAAAUCCGGCGCCCAUUCUCGCCUCGGUGGCCGCAGGGGACAGUAUAGCGUCACAUUAUUUGCCCAAUGCCGUGCUACAUGCAGAGCGAAAAGCUCUCGUCUCUUCCAACGGCAAAUGGCGAGUGCAUCUUACCGAUGACAGCGAGCUCAUCUUGGAGACGGAUCGGGAUGGAACAUGGAGCCCGGUCUGGUGGACGAAUAGCAGGAGAUACAGGAGAAAAGACUCGGCACCAGAGACCUCCUACAUGACCAUAGAUGCAGGCGGCGCGGUCCAGAUCCUCGCCAGGACCAUGGAUGGGGAUAGACAUGCCGCAACCGACCGACGCUGGGACUCUGUGCUUUCGGGCCGCUGCUUGCCCGUCGAGGGGGAUGCAAUGCUGCUGGCGGCUCCGGGGCCGCAAUCACUGGCACUCGAUAAUCACGGUCGGCUGCUUGUCUUUGACGGAGAGUCAAAGCUGGCAUGUCUCUUGUAUGACGACACAUUUGACCAAUCUCCGACUCUACACCAAACAGUGAAUUUGACAAUCGCCGAAGAGGAGCAGCCGGAUCCCGAGCAAAACAGGUGGCCCAUGUUCAAAAAUUCCGACAAGUUAUCCAGUCUCCAGCUUCGAGCAAUGCUGGAGGCCGAUCUAGCCAAAACCAACGAAUCCCUCAAGCUAAGCAGGAAACAGCUCGAAACUGUUUUCAAUACCGCCAUCGUCCUGCCAUCCUUUCACGGCCACUUCGAAUUCUGCAUCAAAUUCCUACGAUCCAUGAUACGACACUGCGUGGAUUGCCACCUGUGGCAAAUUAACCUGGUUCUUGUAAGCGAAGAUGUGGAGCAAUUCAGCGAGGAGCUUUUUGGGGCUGGUAAAGAGAGCAUCGGGUAUUAUCUGCCCGGUCUCCGGAUUAUCGAAUACGAAUCACUGCCUUUUGACUAUUACAGCCCCGAGAUGGACGUGGCUUCCAUAACAAAGAGCAUGGAUAAAUUCUUGCUCCAGAAUUUCAAGAAGAUGUAUGGCUGUCUGGCUACCGGCAGGCGUUACUGCUUUAUACUAGACUCGGAAGGCAUCAUGUUGCGGACAACGCGGCUUGCCGAUAUCGUGAGGGAGUUUCUCGACCAGCCUUUUGCCAUCCACACCCCUGAGAGUCGGAACGGGAGCAGCCAUCCCAUCGGUUGGUCCACGCCUUGCGCGGAUAUGCUCCGAGUCGACAACUUCUCUUCGGCCGGCUGGUUGCUGGAAUAUUACAUGUGGGUCUUUGACUCUCGAGUAUACGCCGAGAUUGCUCGCAUCUACGCGCAGUCUUGGCCGCAGCUCGAGGGGAAUCCCCAAGAGGUCUUUUUCGAGGUGUGCUAUUUUGCCUAUAUAUGGGCGGAGAAAGGCCCAGUCCAAGGACCCGCGUACCGCUUCAUCACCUCGAAGCAGCUUCUAGGUCAACGUUUGUGGAACUUGAUGUGGCCCCGAUACGUCUAUGAGACGGGUGCGGAUCCCAAUGAGCGGGUGAAUGGCCUGUCUAUUAUCGAGGACGUGAGAGAGUGGCUGGCCCGGUUCCCGAAUCUUCUUAUCCCCGUGGCUGAGGCCUGGGAGCGAAACCAUAUGCGCUUAUUCAAAGCUGGCCAGGACUGGUGGCAGGCCAUGGCAUUCCUCAGCGUUGCCAAGAGCGUCCGCAUGUGCGUCAGCGAACAGCCGAGAGACCUGUAUGAGGCUGCCAUAUGGGGUCAUUUCAAUCUAGAGUGA